This is a messenger RNA of Serendipita indica DSM 11827, 1044 nucleotides long. The record is from the annotation of a GenBank genome assembly. NCBI's taxonomy places the organism in Eukaryota, Fungi, Basidiomycota, Agaricomycetes, Sebacinales, Serendipitaceae.
AUGGCAGUCAUCUUAAUCAGCAGGCUAUUCGUGUUGCUCACAUGCGCUCUCUACGUCCUCGGUGGAAGAAACUUUUACAAAAUCCUGGACUUGGACCGUUCCGCUUCGGAUGCUGAUAUCAAGAAGGCAUACAAGCGCCUCAGCAGAAAGUUUCAUCCAGAUAGGAACAAGGACGAAGGAGCAGAGGCAAAGUUUGUCGAGAUUACUCAGGCAUACGAGGCACUCUCAGAUCCUGAGAAACGGCAAAUAUAUGACCGCCACGGUGAAGAAGGCCUACAAGCACACGAAGGCGGCCAACACUCGAACCCCUUCGACGUCUUUUCCAACUUUUUCGGCGGCGGACAUCCACCACGAAUCCUCAACCUCGCCGACGUGUACACGGGCAACAGCGUCGAAUUCAUGAUCAAGAAGAAGAUUCUCUGUGACCACUGCCGUGGAACGGGCGCCAAUUCCGACGGAGAUAUCAAGACGUGUCCGACCUGCAAUGGCUCUGGUGUCAAGACGGGUCGUCAGCAGAUUUUCCCCGGCAUUGUGAGUGGUAAAGGCAAAGUCAUUGCACGUCCGUGCAAGCAUUGUAAUGGGGAAAAGGUUAUUGAUCAUACGGGUCAUUAUACGCUCGAGGUUGAAAAGGGCAUGCCAGAGGGGCAUGAAGUCGUCUUUGAGGGCGAGGGGGAUCAAUCGGCCGAGUGGGAAGCUGGAGAUGUUGUCUUGCGUAUCCGAACACAGAAGGUGGCUGGUGGAUGGCGAAGAAAGGAGUCGUCACUCUACUGGAAGGAGACCAUUUCUGUUGCCGAGGCCCUACUUGGCUUUGAGAGAAAUAUUACCCACUUGGAUGGCCAUCAGGUCACAAUUUCCAGACCAGGACCUACAGGAUACACUAUGGUUGUCAAGGAUGAGGGUAUGCCCAUCUACGAGGGCCACGGGCACGGUGAUCUCUAUGUCGAAUUCAACGUGGUUCUACCUACCGUAUUAUCAGAAGAUACGCGAAAGAAGCUUCAGGAGGCAUUCAAGACUGGCAAAGGGCGAGGCAAGGACGAGCUAUGA